This is a messenger RNA of Phalaenopsis equestris, 1944 nucleotides long. Its product is annotated as DEAD-box ATP-dependent RNA helicase 8-like. Gene Ontology annotation, cellular component: cytoplasmic stress granule; P-body. NCBI's taxonomy places the organism in Eukaryota, Viridiplantae, Streptophyta, Magnoliopsida, Asparagales, Orchidaceae. Gene Ontology annotation, biological process: P-body assembly; cytoplasmic stress granule assembly. The transcript has 11 exons. The coding region runs from base 151 to 1617 and encodes 488 amino acids. Gene Ontology annotation, molecular function: mRNA binding; ATP binding; RNA helicase activity. The record is from RefSeq and is a predicted model, not a curated record.
UCAUCAUAAUGAAGAGAGAUGCCCAGAGAAAACGAGUACCCAGAAGUCAUGCCGGCGUCAACUGAUGCUAUUUUGAGGUCUCGCUUCUAAUUAGGGUUUGGAAGCACUUGCAGUUGAAGCAAGAGCUUUUGGUUCAGUAAGCACGUCUUGAUGAACGCUAGAGGAAGUUAUCCUUCGGGCAUUGGCAAUGGCCGAGGAGGCAGCGCUGAGCCGAGUGCUAACGUUUACCCACGAGGAUCUCGGAUUCACAAUCAGUACGUCGAGAGAAAUCCCACACAGAGUCAGCAGAAUCAACAGUUCCAGCAACAGCAGCAGCAGCAGCAAUGGUUGAGGAGGAAUCAGAUGGAAAGACGUUCUGGUUCUAGCGAGUUGGUGAAAUCUGUUUCCUCUGAUGCCAUUGAUUCCAGUUCACAAGAUUGGAAAGCACAAUUAAGAAUACCUACUGCAGACACACGUUACAAGACAGAGGAUGUAACUGCAACAAAAGGAAAUGAUUUUGAAGAUUACUUUCUGAAGAGGGAAUUGCUUAUGGGUAUAUAUGAGAAAGGAUUUGAAAGUCCUUCACCUAUUCAAGAAGAAAGCAUCCCUAUUGCUCUUACCGGAAGGGACAUUCUUGCUAGAGCCAAAAAUGGGACCGGAAAAACUGCUGCUUUCUGCAUUCCAGCAUUAGAAAAAAUUGAUCAGGAAAAGAAUGUUAUCCAAGUUAUCAUACUCGUUCCAACCCGUGAAUUGGCUCUACAGACAUCUCAAGUUUGUAAGGAGCUGUCAAAGCACUUGAAGGUUCAGGUUAUGGUAACAACUGGAGGAACGAGCUUAAAAGAUGACAUCAUGCGUCUGUAUCAACCCGUCCACUUAAUUUCUGGAACACCUGGUCGAAUCCUAGAUCUUGCGAAGAAGGGUGUUUGUAAUUUAAAGGAUUGUUCGAUGCUCAUUAUGGACGAGGCAGAUAAGCUUCUUUCUCCAGAAUUCCAGCCCUCAAUUGAACAGCUAAUGCGUUUUCUUCCUGAAAAUAGACAAAUAUUACUUUUUUCAGCAACAUUUCCUUUAUCAGUCAAGGAUUUCAAAGACAGAUUUUUGCGAAAACCUUACAUAAUUAAUCUUAUGGAUGAGCUCACUCUCAAGGGAAUAACACAGUAUUAUGCUUUUGUAGAAGAAAGGCAGAAAGUCCACUGCUUGAAUACUCUUUUCUCAAAGCUCCAAAUCAACCAGUCUAUUAUAUUUUGUAACUCUGUUAACCGUGUAGAAUUAUUGGCUAAGAAAAUUACUGAGCUUGGUUAUUCGUGUUUCUACAUCCAUGCUAAAAUGUUGCAAGACCAUCGGAACCGAGUUUUCCAUGACUUCCGCAACGGUGCAUGCAGAAAUCUUGUUUGUACAGAUCUAUUCACGAGGGGGAUUGACAUUCAGGCCGUUAAUGUGGUCAUCAACUUUGAUUUUCCUAAGAACUCAGAAACAUACUUGCAUAGGGUUGGUCGCUCAGGGAGGUUUGGCCACCUUGGCUUAGCAGUCAGUUUGAUCACCUAUGAAGACCGUUUCAACCUUUAUAGGAUUGAACAAGAGCUUGGGACUGAAAUAAAGCAGAUUCCCCCCCAAAUAGAUCAAGCUAUUUACUGCAGUUGAUGGGAUGUGGAUUGUACAUACUCGAGUUCCUUUGGUGAAACAUGUUCUUGUAAAUACUGGUUUAUGGUAAGCAUCUUAAUUUUGUUUGUUGUCAACUUUCUUUACCAAGUUCUUUCCUUAAAAAGGAAUUUAGACUUUCAUUAAAUUACACUUUCCGCAUCGUCGCUGUCGGAUAUUCCUUUUCCGCAAUGUUAAGCUUGAAUGAUUUGUCGUCUUAGUUGGGAUGCAUGAUGUGGUAAUAGAUGAGUGCCAAUCGAUCUGAAACUUGAGCUUAUGAUUAAGGGAUAUUAGUUCUACUCUUCAUUUUUAAAUUACAUGUGGGUUUGA